Molecule: messenger RNA, 1849 nt
Organism: Penicillium subrubescens
Lineage: Eukaryota; Fungi; Ascomycota; Eurotiomycetes; Eurotiales; Aspergillaceae
Exons: 4
Coding region: 156-1736 (526 amino acids)
Biological process (GO): protein localization to vacuole
Cellular component (GO): vacuolar membrane
Source: RefSeq, a predicted model, not a curated record
GAUCAUUUAGGUGCUAUUCUGCAUCUCAUCCCUAAUACUUUUCUUAAGCUCUCUGGGGUCUGAAAGACUUUAUUCUUGCUUCAAAAAGUCCAUCUGCAGCUGGGAUAGUUAUUUGCCUACUCAUGUGAAUUUGCUAGUGGGGCCAGUUGUCUAGUAUGGCAUUCGCUCAGAUACUAUUUAUUUGGUCCCUGUAUGCAUUUGUGGUAGUUAUCCUGCUUGCAGUGGCUUCUGUGUUUGUUCAUAUUUACCAAACUCCUCCGGAUCGGUAUCCAUCUGUGACUUUCACGUGUGUCAUCGCGAUCACAAGUCUUCUUGGGACGGUGCUCCUUCUGCCGGUGGACGUGGCACUUGUUUCAUCGACAACCUCGCCCAAUCUUGGCCGACGGAAAGACUGGGCCACGCAGGAUGAGAUUGACAAGAUUACAUACUCCUUAACAGUUGUCUACUAUCUGCUGUUUUCAUUGGAUGCACUGCUUUGUCUCCUGGGGAUCCCAUUUGCAUAUUUCUGGUGCGAGGAAUAUGACGAGUGUGCAACAGAAACGUCUCAGCAAAUGGUUGGGUGGCGGCUUUGGGGCGCCCUCAAGUACACCAUGUCAUUCGUUGCAAUUUUGACUAUCCUGUUCCUUGCCGGACUUUUUGUCCCAGUGUCGAGAAAUAAGGAAGGCACGGAUCCGGACUAUUUCAAGAAAUUGUUGGCUGCGAAUCGUGGAGAACGUGCUCUUACUUUUGCCAUUGCCGUGCUGAUGGCCAUCGGAAUAUGCCUCUAUGCUCUAUAUACUUCCUCGGGUCUUGCGCUCUUCCCAAUCAGCUUAAUCAAGGCUGCCCCAUCAAUCUCCAAUACGCGCUUACAAGCCAGUGCGGCAGUACAGCUCGAGAGAAAUCGUGAACGGCAACGUCAGCUGGAAGGCCGUUGCGAAGGAAAUUGCGAUCUGCUAUCGUCCAAGGAUCGCAGGGAGCUUGAUACUCUCGCACGGGAGGAGAGGACGCUUCUUCAGCGACAACGCCUAGGAGACGAUGCUCAAGGCGAAGGUUGGAACUGGUUGACGAAGGCGUGGUUCAAUAUCGAGGCAGUUUUCCGUCCCUUCAAGUUUCCGGGUGGCAUUUUACUACUUUUGGUCACGUUCAUUGCAUGGGUGUCCAUGCUUUUGACUGCAAUUGACAAAGCAAAAAACUCGAUCUGUAAGAACCUUUGUGGUUCUGUUGUCGGGAUUGCUGCAGUGGGAAUCCGCUUUGUGCGGGUCAGAGUAUUCCAAAUCCGACAGUGGCACACGCCCCCCCAGGCUUUACUUUUAGCGACCGAGAUGUUGAUGUUGACUAUCUUGGCGUUGAGUUAUUCUAUUUCGAUGUUGCUUGCUCCGCAGUACGCAACAUUCGGCCUUCAAACCUUCUGUGAUCGUGCCCCUGAGCCGCCCCUUGACCAGCCGGAUUGCUCAAACAACAAGAAUAGUAUCAAACCAUGCUCAGGUCCGACGGACAACCCCGCAGCACAACAAGUCUGCACACCCAGUAUUGCCAGUACCUUCCUCAAUCGCAUCACUCAUAAUUAUCCUUUCCUCGGGGCCGUAUUCUUUUGGGCGCAAUUCCUCUUUCUCGGCCUUUAUCUUGUCACUUUUCUCUCAUUUCUGGUUCGCUCUCAGGACUUAGGCGAGAGGCAGCUCGACGAAGAUGACGAGGAGGCUGAGGAGGAAGGAUUGUUGCCCAGAAAUGGCAGACGCUUUUACUCCACGUGGCAGUAAAUCCCCGGAACGUUGCCUGAAUUUUAGGACCAAUCCAUCUCAGUAAGCAGUCAUGGCUAUUAUUGUCUAGUUCAAGUUCCCAGAGCAAUCACUAGUCAUCUCAAGAUCAACGG